Messenger RNA from Homarus americanus (American lobster), 1210 nucleotides. RefSeq lists its product as uncharacterized. NCBI's taxonomy places the organism in Eukaryota, Metazoa, Arthropoda, Malacostraca, Decapoda, Nephropidae. The record is from RefSeq and is a predicted model, not a curated record. The transcript is spliced from 4 exons. Bases 23 to 1210 code for a protein of 395 amino acids.
GAAGCCUUCACGCCUCCACCACAUGCAGUGGUGCACUGGGAUGAACGUCGUGGGAGAAGAAGAACACCGACAGGCCAUCUUCAUCUCAGGGCGCGGCCAUGAGGAAGGGAAGCUGCUUGCUGUCUUGCCAGUGAAGGACGGCACUGGCCUGACCCAGGCACGCGCAACAGCUCGUGCUAUCGAGGACUGGAGCUGCGCUUCAAACGUCAAGGCACUGUGCUUUGAUACAACGUCGUCCAACACAGGGCGAGUCCAAGGUGCGGUUGUCCAUCUGGAGGCGCUGCUGGAAAAACAGCUGUUGAGGCUUGGGUGCAGACACCACGUCAUGGAACUGGUGGUGAGAGUCGCUGCCAGCAACAUCUUCGGCAAAACAUCGGCCCAUACGGACCCUCUCUUCCAGACUCUUAAGAAAAGGUGGAGUCAACUAGAUCACUCUCAGUAUCUCAGGCUGGACAUUGCAAAUCUACCAGAGUCUGACUGGCUCAGUCACCUCCGACACAGGACCGUUAGCUACCUGCUGACCGUCACAGAAUGGGCCAGAGAGGAUUACCGAGAAGCAGCAGAACUAACGCUCCUCGUCCUCGGUGUGAAUCCUCCGCGCGGCACGCACUUUCUGCGUCCUGGCGCAUGUCACCACGCUCGCUGGAUGGCGAAGAUCAUAUACUACCUCAAGAUCUACAUGUUUAGCCACCAGCUAGAGCUCAGCAGUGACCUGUGCGUCAAGCUGCAGAGGAUGGCGAUCUUUGUGUCUCUGCUGUACACACCGGCGUGGCUGAAAUCACCAGUAGCCGAGGAUGCGCCUGUGAAUGACCUGCAAUUGCAUCACGAACUCCUCCGCUACAAGGCCGUGGACUGUGAGGUGGCUGAUGCGGCGCUGGCGGUCGCGAGCCGCCACCUGUGGUAUCUAAGGCCACAGACCGUAACCAAUGACGUGGCCGAAAGGGGAAUAAAGCUUAUGCAGUACUUCAAUGGUUCAGUCACGAAGGAUGAGCAGCAGCUGCAGGAUGUCAUGCAACUUGUGGAAAAGCACAGGAAGCAGAUGAGUGGCUUCAGCAAGUCUGCUCUGAUGCAACUUCACAAGUACCCAACCCAGACAGUCACCAGUACCAAGCCCAGACAGUCACCAGUACCCAAGCCUGAGAGUCACCAGUACCCAAGCCUGAGAGUCACCAGUACAACAGACCUGAGAGUCACCAGUACCCAGGCCUGA